CCACGUUAUCUUGCAGUGUAAUGAGAACAUGUAGCAGUUAUUUUGCUCACGCGUCUACGAGAAAGAUAAGUUUGUUUUAUCAACGGUUCCUCAUAAACUUCCAUUGACUGCGACACUAUCUCGUGAUUUGUCUGAUAUCACCGACAGUAUUUGUUUUGCCCCGCUUCGGAACGCACUCGCAUUUUUUCUGCCGUUUCGCUCGCCUUGUUCCGCGUACUAAUUUGUGGAAAUAAACAAAUUAUUUUUAAACGCGACGGAAGGCGGUCGAUCCGUGCGAAAUGUUCCCUCCGACGCGUAUUCGGAGCUGCCUUCCAGUAAUAAAUCCGCUGUUCAAGCAGCGGUUACGUCCCCAUCGGCCGUUCCGUCAGACUUCUACUAUUCAUCAACACCAGUCGCAGACAAAGACUGCAACGCAGAUUCAAAAGACGAAAUGGAUGAAUUUGCGCGCGAUAAUUACCCGUUGGGUGCCUUUAGGCAGUGUGAUGUACGUGGGUUGGUGUUAUAUCCGUGCUAGUAUUAAUUAUGAAGUGUCGAAAGUGGAGAUCCGUUUUUACGAGAUGUUCCCCUUUAGAGUCACAAGCCGUCUAUGGGGCCGUCUGGCGGCGUGCGAGCUGCCGAUUUCGCUCCGAAAUCUGGUCUACGGUACGUACGCUAGGAUGUUCAACGUGAAUUUGAACGAGGCAGCCGUCCCUGACUUGACAUACUACAAAUCUCUCUCUGCCUUCUUCACGAGACCACUAAGAGACGGAGUGAGGUACAUAGCACCUGCUCCGUGCGUGUCUCCUUGCGAUGGAGUCGUCCUGAACUGUGGUCCAGCCGAUACUGACAAGAUAGAGCAAGUUAAAGGUGUUACAUACAGCUUAGAAGAGUUUUUAGGCGACAAUAAAUGGUCCAAAAACAAAGGGACGAGCUACUACGACUCUUUACUCACAAACAAAGAAAAUAUACUUCACCAAUGCAUCAUUUACCUUGCACCUGGCGAUUACCAUAGAUUCCACUCACCAUGUGACUGGACGUCUACGUUCAGACGUCACUUCGCUGGUAAAUUAUUAUCCGUAAACCCUUGGAUGGCAAAGCUCAUACCAGGCCUGUUUACGAUGAACGAACGAGCUGUAUACGUAGGAGAAUGGAAGCACGGCUUCUUCAGCAUGACUGCAGUUGGAGCUACGAAUGUAGGCUCAAUCGAGAUUUACAGCGAUCCUCAGUUGCAAACAAAUACAAAAGGAAAACGGAACCGAGUUGAUGAAAUCGAGCUUGGUCAAGUGAAUUUGAAGAAAGGAGAGUUAUUCGGUCAAUUUAACAUGGGUAGUACAAUCAUACUACUUUUUGAGGCUCCAAGAGACUUUAAGUUUGAGUUCGCUACUGGUGAUAGAGUGUUGAUGGGGCAGGCGUUGACCGCUGCCGCUAAGGAACAUUCGAGAUGACAAGUUUACAGUGAUGUGGUACAAAUCGUGCAGUUUAUGCUCAUAUUCUUCAUGGUCUCGCAGCUACUGUGAGUUAGAAGCUUUUAUACGCUUUAGAUUUUAUGAAAGGUGACACCGUAUUUUAUUUAUUUUUGUAUGACAAAAGUAAAGUACCUAAUAAAUGUGUUUCAAAUUUUA
This is a messenger RNA of Ostrinia furnacalis (Asian corn borer), 1601 nucleotides long. It is a transcript of the gene Pisd, whose product is annotated as phosphatidylserine decarboxylase. NCBI's taxonomy places the organism in Eukaryota, Metazoa, Arthropoda, Insecta, Lepidoptera, Crambidae. Gene Ontology annotation, biological process: phosphatidylethanolamine biosynthetic process. The transcript has a single exon. Bases 279 to 1424 code for a protein of 381 amino acids. The record is from RefSeq and is a predicted model, not a curated record. Gene Ontology annotation, cellular component: mitochondrion. Gene Ontology annotation, molecular function: phosphatidylserine decarboxylase activity.